GUGGAAUACUGCCGAGUUUUGUCAAUUUUCUCGUCCUCUCUCUCAGAAUGGAUUACAAAGACCGGCAACUACACCAAGGCCCAGCAGGUCCUCUGCCACCACCAAGUUACUCGGAGGCAACGACAACAGAUCCUCUCACAACAGAUGGCUUUGGUGUAUCUCCCAUGACAACAACAUCUAGCCCUGUCGCCUUCAAUGUCUCUGUGUCCCCAAUGGCCAUGACGCCUAUAACCUCGCGAUCGAUCGAGUCAUUUACAUUACCAUCCCUUACCGAAACAGAUCUCGACCCUCGCAACCCUAGCACAAUCGAGGCAUCUCACUCCCCAGGAGCCGACUCCGAUUGCCUUCCGCAAGCUGUCAUACACGAUGCGCCCGAACUUGCUCUCGUGGAAUAUGCGCAUAACCGCGACAAUCUGCCCAUGAUUAGUACAACACCACAAACAAAUAUCGAAUACGCUUCUGGUUUAGAAGUCAUACCCGCUCCUCGAGCAUCCAACACCGUGACACCUCUACAUCUCCUCGGGGACCAACCUGAAGCCAUUGAUUGUCCGUUCUGUUUACGGCGAAGCGAAACAAGAGUGAAGAAGAAGCCUUCCAACACAACUCAUCUACAAGCUGUUGCGUUGCUGAUGACUACGGUCUGUGGAGCAGUCGCUCCAUACAUGGCGAAGUGGUCAUUCGACAUCGAGCACAUCUGCGACAACUGUCAGAACAGGGUGAUGUACAGAGCAAGAGGGAAGGAUAUACGCAUUUGCAAAGCGCCGGCGGAGUGGAAGGAAGAGUCAAAAUACCCUAAUGUUGUUACUAGUGUGAGCCCAUCGACCCAGUGAGGCAAAUGCCGAGGGCAAUAAGAUCCAAGGCACGGGCUGGACUCCGAACUGUGUAUAGCCUUGCGUGCCUUGUAAAUGCCCGCCAUUAACCUUUUCUUCGAUCACCAUCUUUCACAUACCUUGUCAACCCUAUUCAUUGUGG
Fusarium redolens is the source of this 972-nucleotide messenger RNA. RefSeq lists its product as uncharacterized. The transcript has 3 exons. NCBI's taxonomy places the organism in Eukaryota, Fungi, Ascomycota, Sordariomycetes, Hypocreales, Nectriaceae. The record is from RefSeq and is a predicted model, not a curated record. Bases 48 to 830 code for a protein of 260 amino acids.